Cavia porcellus (domestic guinea pig) is the source of this 1068-nucleotide messenger RNA. RefSeq names its product olfactory receptor 1I1. NCBI's taxonomy places the organism in Eukaryota, Metazoa, Chordata, Mammalia, Rodentia, Caviidae. Gene Ontology annotation, molecular function: G protein-coupled receptor activity; olfactory receptor activity. Gene Ontology annotation, cellular component: plasma membrane. Bases 61 to 1002 code for a protein of 313 amino acids. Gene Ontology annotation, biological process: G protein-coupled receptor signaling pathway. The transcript has a single exon. The record is from RefSeq and is a predicted model, not a curated record.
CUGACUCCCAGUUUUCUGUGUUUCCCUCCCCUUUUUGUUCCCACUAGACGCAGGUUCUCCAUGGAACCCAAAAACCAAACAGCCGUCUCUGAAUUCCUCCUCCUUGGACUCUCGGAGGAGCCGCAGGUACAGCCCGUGAUUUUCGGGCUCUUCCUCUCCAUGUACCUGACCACGGUGCUCGGGAACCUGCUCAUCCUCCUGGCCAUCGUCUCCGACCCCCACCUGCACACGCCCAUGUACUUCUUCCUCUCCAACCUGUCGCUGGUUGACAUCUUCCUCUCCACCACCACUGUGCCCAAGAUGCUGCUGAACACCUGGACCCAGAGCAAAGCUAUCCCUUUCACGGGCUGCCUCACCCAGAUGUACGCCUUCCACCUCUUUGGGACCAUGGACAGCUUCCUCCUGGCCGUGAUGGCCGUUGACCGCUUGGUGGCUAUUGUCCACCCGCUGCGCUACUCAGUCCUCAUGCGUCCCCGCGUCUGUGGGCUGCUGGUGGCGGGCUCCUGGGUGCUCACCAACCUGCAGUCCCUGGUGCACACCUGCCUCAUGGCCCGGCUGACCUUCUGCGCUGGCUCCGAAAUCCCCCACUUCUUCUGUGACCUCACGCCCCUGCUGAAGCUCUCCUGCUCGGACACUCGCGUCAACCAGCAGGUGGUGUUUGCGUUCGGCCUCGUCAUGGGCGUUACCCCGAUGUCCUGUAUCCUCCUCUCUUAUAUCUGCAUUUUCCGCGCUGUCAUCCGGAUCCCUUCUGCUCGGGGCAAGCGGAAAGCCUUCUCCACCUGCGGCUCGCACCUCACGGUGGUGUCGCUGUUCUACGGAACCAUCUUCGCCACGUACUUACAGCCCGCCACCCUCAACAGCUCCCAGAAAGACAAGGCAGCUGCGCUCAUGUGCGGGGUGAUCAUCCCCACCCUGAACCCCUUUAUCUACAGCCUCAGGAACCAGGACAUGAAGGCUGCCCUGAGGAAGCUCGUCAGCAAGGCGGCCUCCUCCCAGAGCUAGGGCAGGACGGUCGCUGGACCCCUACCCUGCUCCAGGACCACUGUUCUGUGCCAGGGGCGCAGAGAA